AUGAGCGGGACACCAAACCAGGGCCCUGGCCUGCGGUACCCUUCGAACAAGAAGAGCAUAUACGACCGGAACCUGAACAGGACCAAGAAUGCGGAGCUUAGCAGGGCGGCGUUUGCAUACCUCUUCAUUGAGAUGAUUGCAUAUGCGCAAAGAGGGGUCUCAAACGUUGGAGACCUUGAGCAAAAACUCAACACACAAGGUUACCCGAUCGGCCUACGACUCCUCGACCUCCUCCUCUCUCGCUCUUCCAAUCCUCUCGCCAGCAUACGCCCAACUCGAAUCCUUCCACUGCUCCAAUUCAUCGCGCAAACGCUAUAUAGACACCUCUUCGGGCGGCCCGCCGACGCACUAGAAAAGUCGAGUACAGAACCAGGGCAAUACAUGCUGUUCGACAACGAACCCAUGGUCAGCCAGUACGUAUCGUUACCAAGGGAGCUCAGCAGUCUAAACUGUGCAGCAUUUGUCGCUGGCGUGAUAGAGGGAGUUUGCGACGGUGCGGGGUUUCCAACAGAGGGCGUUACAGCGCAUAGUGUAGGCGAGCAGGAGCAGGGCAAAGAUGCGAAGGCUAUGUGGCCAGACAAGACGGUGUUCUUGAUUAAGUUCAAGCCCGAGGUGCUGGAGAGGGAGGAGAUACUGGGAAGAGGAGGUGGCUAG
Macroventuria anomochaeta is the source of this 654-nucleotide messenger RNA. RefSeq names its product trafficking protein-like protein particle complex subunit 5. The transcript is spliced from 2 exons. The record is from RefSeq and is a predicted model, not a curated record. Gene Ontology annotation, biological process: endoplasmic reticulum to Golgi vesicle-mediated transport. Gene Ontology annotation, cellular component: TRAPPII protein complex; TRAPPI protein complex; TRAPPIII protein complex. Bases 1 to 654 code for a protein of 217 amino acids. NCBI's taxonomy places the organism in Eukaryota, Fungi, Ascomycota, Dothideomycetes, Pleosporales, Didymellaceae.